Molecule: messenger RNA, 1698 nt
Organism: Pyrus x bretschneideri (Chinese white pear)
Lineage: Eukaryota; Viridiplantae; Streptophyta; Magnoliopsida; Rosales; Rosaceae
Product: DNA replication complex GINS protein PSF2-like
Exons: 8
Coding region: 265-903 (212 amino acids)
Biological process (GO): double-strand break repair via break-induced replication; DNA replication
Cellular component (GO): nucleus; GINS complex
Source: RefSeq, a predicted model, not a curated record
UGAGUUGGAAUGGAUUAAGGGAGAGUAGAAGGGAAAUUAUUGCUUUUAGGCGACGGGUUCGAGUUGGCCUAAGCAAUGAAAUCCAAUUUUCCCGCCACCAAAGUUAGGGUUUACAAAUCCCCCAAUUGUGCAGCGCCAAUUAUGAUACACGCGUCCACGCCAGUCCAUUCCGCAUCCCCAAAUAUUUGACCCCAAUUGACUUAACUCGGUUCAAAUUGCAACGCUAUCACUCUCAAUUCUUCACCGGUGUCGAUACUUCAAGGGAUGGCCGGCCAAACCGAUCCCAGCCUGUCUGUCUUUUCCGGCGAAGAGGUCGAGUUUAUGGCCGAAGAUGAAAUGGUGGAGAUUGUCCCCAAUAUGCGAAUGGACCCUCUCAACAUGCUUUGUGGAGAUUUCGGUCCAUUCUACCCGCAAAUGGCGGCCCAAGUACCAUUGUGGCUGGCGAUUGCUAUGAAGAAGAGAGGGAAAUGUACAAUUCGGCCACCAGAGUGGAUGUCUAUCGAAAACUUGACUCGGAUUUUGGAAGCAGAGCGUGAUUCGCAGGCAGCAUUUCAAGUUCUACCUUUCCAUUAUGUUGAAAUCUCUAGCCUUCUUUUUGAAUAUGCACCUGGUGACAUUCCUGACAUGUAUAUGGUGAGGUCUCUUAUUAACGACAUAAAGGAUGUAAGGUUUCAUAAGGUUGAGAGUAGCUUAGAAUCAUUCGAGGAAGCUCACUCUUCUGCAGUGAUGGUGAAGGAUCUAUCUGCCAUGGAAGUGAAUUUAGUUCGCCCAUUUGUUGGAAGAGCCUUACAGGCAUUUUAUAAGCAUGGCAGUCCAGAGCUGGUUCCAAAUCCAGAUGGAAUGUCCACCAGACGGCCACAAGCAACUGACAAUAUACCAAGACGCCCUCUGCGGAGACGGUAAAAGCUUUCGUAGAGGCAACAAGUACCUUUCAAUUCAGCGAACCACUAAUUUCAGUAUGCUCGCAAGGAAAGUACUUCUUUCACCGAAAGCCAUUUUUAGUAAUAACCCUGAGAUUGUACACAUAGGUGCAUGUUUCCUGGUCUUCUUUUGCCUAUUUCAUCCUGUUACCUAGGGUCUAGCUUUUUGGAUCGCUUUGUUUAUGUAAUAUUGGCCUGUGAUAGGUUGAUUGCUUGGUGUUCGAUCCAUAGACCACUAAUCCCUUUAGGGCCCUCCUCCUUUUCUAGUUCAUUGGUGUUUGAUAACUAAACAGCACUUUGGAAGCUUUUAACCAGUCUAUCCUAAUCAAAAUUUUAACAUUGCAAAAACCAUAACUGGGUGAUUGUAAAUCAUGAUGCAAGCUUAUUUUGUUGAAAUUAUACUUCUCUCUCUCUCUCUCUCUCUCUCUCUCUCUCAUGGUACUCAUGUAUUCAGAAACAUAUAAGAGCAGAUAUUAGCUUGAUGCAUAAACUAUUGGAUCAGGACUCUCUGCCUGUUUCUAUUGUUGAUGCUUUUCUUGUGUACCUAGAUAGGUGGGAAUAAGUUUUAUAUAGCAUUAUAGGUUGCUUUCUCAUGCACUUUGGAGAGAAUCACUACUCCAAAUCUAUAAUUUUGAAAUUUCUUUAGGACAGAACAAUUUGUUGCAUCAAUAUUUUUCUAAAAAGUAGUUUUGAGAAUAAUUAGCUGUAAUAAUUGUGGUGGCCUCAAAUCAACAAGAAUUAAACAUAGAAAACUGUAAAUAAUUGUGUCUGCUACUUU